GUAAUUUUCUUUUCUUUUUUAUUUUCCAAUUCCAUUUUUAGGGAUUCGACAUUUAACUGAAUUUGUCAUACCAAUUUCAAAGGUUUUUUUUUUUUUUGUCUCCAUUGUUUUGGUGACUUGCAAAUUCGUUUGUUUUGGUUUCUCUGCAGUGGUUAAAGGAAAAGAAAAGUUUCAAAAACACUGAUUGCUAGGAACUUUUUUUAUAGAAUUAUAUAUACAGCUGUCAAAUGUUUGCUUCGGAUAUGAAUUCAGUCCGGGAGGCCAGCAGAGUAACCACUGCCGGUAUGAUGCUGUUUCCAAUUCAAUUUACAUGGCCAUAUGGUGGAAGAAAUGUCUUCAUUUCUGGUUCUUUCAAUAGGUGGGCCGAGUUGGUGCCAAUGUCUCAGGUUGAAGGUGCCCCCAAUGUCUUUCAAGCCGUUUGUGCCGUAUCACAUGGUUGCCAUGAGUACAAGUUUCUUGUUGAUGGUGAAUGGCGACAUGAUGAACGGCAACCUCACAAGAAUGGUGAAUAUGGAAUAGUUAAUACUUUCGACGCUUUACCUGUACCUGUAGAGGUUGCUCAGGUGCAACCUCGUUUGGAUGUACUGAAUAGCAUGGAAGUGGAUACCGGUCUCACACAUCGAAUCUCUGCAGUUACAUUGAAUCAAGCAAUGCCAAGGAUUUCAGAAGAGGAUGUACAGGCCUGCCGUCAUCGCAUCUCUGUAUUCUUGGCAGCACAUACUGCUUAUGAGCUACUCCCCGAGUCAGGCAAGGUUGUUGCCUUGGAUGUUAAUUUGCCUGUAAAGCAAGCAUUUCAUAUUCUGUCUGAGCAGGGUAUUGCUUUGGCUCCGCUUUGGGACAAUUGCAAGGGGAAGUUUGUUGGAGUUCUGAGUGCUUCAGAUUUUAUAUUGAUUCUGAGAGAGCUUGGAAAUCAUGGAUCAAAUCUGACAGAGGAAGAGCUUGAAACACACACUAUUUCUGCUUGGAAAGAGGGAAAGGCAUACAUGAACCGGCAAGUUGAUGGGCAUGGGAGACCAAUUCCAAAACAUCUCAUCUAUGCUGGGCCAUGUGAUAACUUGAAGGAUGUAGCUUUGAAAAUUUUGCAAAGUGGAGUAGCUAUAGUUCCUGUUAUCCAUUCAUCCUCAGAAGACGGUUCAUUUCCCCAAUUAUUACAUCUUGCUUCUCUUUCUGGAAUACUAAAAUGCUUAUGCAGGUAUUUUAAACAUUGUUCUGGUUCUUUGCCCGUACUGCAAUUACCUAUUUAUGCAAUCCCUCUGGGUACAUGGGUUCCAAGAAUCGGCGAAUCCAGCAGUCGGCCAUUUGCAAUGCUGAGACCUACUGCUUCUCUUAGUUCAGCAUUAAAUAUGCUAGUUCAAGCUCGAGUAAGUUCAAUACCUAUAGUUGAUGACAAUGACUCGUUACUGGACAUAUAUAGUCGGAGUGACAUAACGGCUUUGGCAAAAGGCAGAGCUUAUACGCAUAAUCUAAACGAAAUGACCAUUUAUCAGGCAUUGCAAUUGGGACAAGAUUCAAACACUCCUUAUGAGAUGAGAAGUCAAAGAUGUCAGAUGUGUUUGCGCACUGAUACAUUGCUUAAAGUGAUGGAACAAUUGGCAAACCCUGGUGUUCGACGGCUUGUCAUUGUGGAAGCCGGCAGUAACCGUGUAGAAGGCGUCGUGUCGCUUACGGACGUUUUUAGGUUCUUGCUUGGUUAGUUAGAAGUAAUUGCAGAUAACUUUUAUCUAGAAGCAGUUUUUUUGCAUUGGACUCCCAUUUCUUGUGGGCACCAUACCCUGCCCCUAAUGUUCCAAAGAGACUGCAAUAUUUAAAAACCGAUGAUCAUCGAAUCUCAUUCAACAAUUCGAUUAGCCUCUUGCUUCGUUGCCUGCUUUUUAGAAUUUUAGGCCCAAGAAAGAGGAUGUAAUUUACGAAGAUUCUGUUUGUUUCUGAAAUUGGUUCAUCUCCUCCUUGCCCACUUUAUUCUCAGUAUUAAACCCAUUUGUCAAUCAAUGUAGAUGCCAUUAUCUGCAGGGUGCAUGAAA
Messenger RNA from Gossypium raimondii (Peruvian cotton), 2021 nucleotides. RefSeq names its product sucrose nonfermenting 4-like protein. The transcript is spliced from 14 exons. Bases 228 to 1694 code for a protein of 488 amino acids. The record is from RefSeq and is a predicted model, not a curated record. NCBI's taxonomy places the organism in Eukaryota, Viridiplantae, Streptophyta, Magnoliopsida, Malvales, Malvaceae.